UCUAUCGGGCUACUUCCGUAAACAAGAUGUCGGUUCUCCUUACUUCAUUAAGUUCAAGACAUGACCUUAAUCCUGACAGGGACUUUAUACUGCAUGGUCGAGGCUCUUCCUACUGGGAGCGGAAGGAGUACUAUCCUAACUCAAGUUUAACUGGUACUACAGCUCAAUUAAGCCAGCAUUCAAUCUACAACCCAGACAACUAUAGGGUCAAGAAAAAGGUCUAUGCCAGGUCUAUGACUGAUCUGGCCAACAAUUUACAAGUACUUAGCCAUGAGGUGGACAACACUUUAAAAAAAGGUGUUCCCUAUGAUUAUGGUGAAAUAGACAAAGAAAUUGCAAAAGAAAUGCAAUACCAAAGACAGUUAAAAAAGGAGAUCACUGCUGCUGAUUUUAGAGAACCUUUCCCUGGUGAGACUUUGAGAACAGAACUUGAUGAAGAUGAGCUUUUAAGAAUGUAUGAAGAAAGAGUAAAACAGCUUGAGCUCACAGGGAAGCCAAAGUCGCCAAGAGAGUCCCAGUGGUUUGUUAAUCCAAACCACAUUGUAGGGAACACUUCCGAAGCACCAACUUUGCAAAGUGUUGGAAGAUCAUAUCGGUAUGGGAAAACUAAUGAAAAUGUCAUGUCGGAUAAAGACAAGAAAGCUAUGGACUUCUUUCCUGCUACAUUCAGCUCAGCAUAUGAAAUGUGUGCCCUCGAUUAUCCUGCCUGUGAAACCCUGAAUGCCUCUGCUCCGCCAUCCAUGCGAAUGUCAAGAUCCAAGUCGGCAUCAAAGCUCAAUAAAUCUUACACAUUUAGAACACCAGACAGAAGCUUCAGAGAUGAUCAGGACCUUGAUAAACUCUUUCUUCUCACAAAUGAAGCCCCAACCAUAGGAAAGUCUGGCGUGUACCUGACGUCACCACACCAACUGACCCUGGGCAAGCUGCGCUUGGAGAGACUGAGACUGGAGGAGGCUAAGCUGCUGGAGCUGAAGAGACAGGAUGAGUUGGAACGCAUCCGCGGACCCAGACCCAAAUGGUACAUGUCCAAGGGCCCAGACUUCCAUUACGAGGCUAAGAAGAACACGCAGCUGGUGCGUUCACUGUCUGAGUAUCAAGACAUGUUGGACUACAGGGAAGAUUUGCUUCGAUCAUCGUAUGAGAAUUUGAAGAAAUACACAAGGUCACCAAUAGCUGCACUUUGAGAAUACAUGAUUCAAGGAAGUUUCUGCACCUGAUGUAAUAGACAAUAGAUACGUAACUGUUUGACUGACAACCAGGAAGUUUUCACAGAAUCUGAGUGAAUGGGCAUUCCUUACAAUAUUGAUGCUAUUGUCAACAAUAUUGUGUUAGUCUUGUGCACAGACCAGUCUUGAUUAAUAUAGAUUAAGUGUCAUUUACUUGCUUUCAUCGAGUAUACGCAUAAUUUAUGUUUUUGAUUAUUUCUAAGCGAUUUUUGAAUAGCAAAUUGUGUAGGUUACCAUUUUUCCCCAAAAGGAUGUUGUUUCAAGUUUUAGCCUGACCUGGUAUAUUUUUUUAGGGGUUCGCACUUAACCAAAGAAAUAUAUUUAAUUCAUCCUUGUUGUAUAGAUGACCGCCUUUCCAACAAUGGUAACUUUUUGGCCUUAACAAUCAAACUCAGAUAAGUCAUAUCUAAGAGAUGCAUGAGGUACAUCUACGUUUUGGUAAAAUAUAACUUACAAAAGACUGAAUAUUUUUAUGGUUGGUUUGUAUUUUUUUAAGUUCUCAAUGAAAGAUACAGUGCUAUAUGAAAUAUGAAGUGCAUGUGAUGUAACCAGUUUGCAUUUCUCUCUGCGGUGUUCAGCAUCAAUUCACUGUAUUUGUGUUUAAAUAUAAUAGUGAUUAGAAAUGGUAGAAUUUUAGCAUCAGGGAUGAAAUAUAUAUAGUGCUUGAUCACACUGUUUUUAUAUAGAAUGAUGUAAUUGCUAGAUUUGCAUGUGUUUACAUAAUUAAACAGUAUUAUAUAUUGGAUCUGUUAGUUUGAGAUUAUUUAAAAAAAAUCUUUCUACAUAUUUAUUCUGUUGUAUUUUCCAAAAGGCUGUGAUAUAUAAUGUUUAUGUCUAAAUUGUAUUUAAUUCUAGUUUAAUCUUGAAAUUGCUCAAUAUAUAUAAUUAAGGUGUAAACAAAUAUUGUAUCUUAUUUAUUGAGUGAAACAAAUUACGUUAGCAUGCUGAUUUACCUGUAACUGCUUUCUGUGUAUAAUGCCAUUAUCCUAUGAAAGUUAAGUCCGAAACAGUAAUGGAUUAAUAAAAAAUGUUUAUUCUUGUGUAAAAAAUGCUUGUCUUUUAAACUGUUAGGCUAUGAGGGUUUCUUGCUUGCGAUUGUGUUACAAGUGUUUUUAUGGCUUUGGGUGUUUUGGGCAUUUUGAUUUUCGGGUCACACAUCUUGUUUUGAAAUAGAGUCUUAGAUACAAGAAAUAUUCAGGAAAAAUCAUUAUUAUUUAAAACAAUAUAUGCUAGCACGGACCUAUGGCAUCGGACCUAUAUGUCUGUGAUGCUAGAACCUGCAAUUGUCUAUGCAUAAUAUCUUAGGUAGGAUUUUUUACUUGAUAUUUAUUUAACAUUUAAUUUAUUUAUCUAUUUAUUUAUUUAUUUGUCGAAAAGGUAAAAUGAUAAAAUUCAAUAUAACAACGAUAAAGAUGAAGAAAUUCAAAUAUAUAGUUCUUGUGUUGUUUCUUAAUAAGACUGCUUUUUUAUCAGUCCAUCAUAUUGCAGAUUGAUAGCUAGAUUGUACUGCCAGUUCCUUGUUAUAUACAUUUUGUUAUAAUGAUAAUGUAGUAUUUUUGUUAACUUAAAUAAAUGUAGCUGUGAUUUUUAUUGGUUACAUAUAGUAGUUCACAUGAAACCACGUCUAACAAUAUUUAUUGUUGAUUUGUUACCAAUCAGAUUGUUACAAUUUACAUUUAGUCCAUGUAUGUAUCUGUUAAUGUAUCGUUGUACUAGUAAUCUAGUCUGUUUACCGAAAUAAAUUAA
Mya arenaria is the source of this 2972-nucleotide messenger RNA. RefSeq lists its product as uncharacterized. The record is from RefSeq and is a predicted model, not a curated record. The transcript is spliced from 4 exons. Bases 27 to 1184 code for a protein of 385 amino acids. Lineage: Eukaryota; Metazoa; Mollusca; Bivalvia; Myida; Myidae.